AUGGCAGUACUACCCUUUACAUUUACCUUAUUCACAACUUUACUGGCCUUAUCACCAGACCUAGUUAAAGACUUAACAGCUCUGUCAGCUUCUCUUCAUUUACCUUUAGGUUCUCCUUGUGACUUCUCAUCCCAAUGUGUGGCUGACGGUCAUUGUUCUGAUGGUAAAUGUAGAGCUUCACGUUGUGUUAUCAAUGCUGAUUGUAAACUGGGAGAGAUAUGUAGAGAAGGAAAGGUGCAUGGGAAGUUGACAUUGGCGUGUUUUGGAAUUUCGGACAAACGAGAUGAUUGUGAGUUAUUGGUGAUAUUGAUAUAGGUUUGAAUUUAUCAUUGAUAUAAGUUUGAUACUCAGUUUAAAAAACAAAUUUUAGUAGACUUCUGUCCAGGAGGUGGCAGUCCAACAAGGAAUUCAGGAGGUUUCAUUGAACUUUGUGAUGAGAACAUACCAUGCAUGGGCAGAAGCAUUUGUAAUCCCAUCUACGGAGUUUGUUGUAACAGUAAGUGUUUUUACACUUUAUAGUAUAACAAAAUGCCAUUACGAUCAGUGAUGUUCAGAUACUCGUGCCCUUUAGUAAGAGCCCUCUCGGCACUAACCCUUCUUUAAAGCGUUGAUUUCUUGAUAUUGUCUAUGAUAUAGUUUAUAAAGUAUAUAAAUUUCAGAGCUUCGUAUCUGCCCUUCGCCUCGCCAACCCUUCUUAGAACCAGAAUCCAAUAAACCUGUAGUUUGUCAACGACGCCAAUCAAUACCAACGGCUUGUCCAUCAACAACAGAAUGUGAAAUAUCGACUGGUUUUUGUUGUGAACUAUCUGAAAGGCCAUAUGAGGAAAAGGAGAUAUCACAGAUCAGAGGAUUACCUAAGGUCAACAAGCCUGGACCUAAAGAAGAGUGUGAAGAAGGGCAGAAGUGUUCAGGUGGAGCAGUGUGUGAAUGUGAAGAUGGAGAGUGUCGAUGUGAGUGUGUUCGGUCAAUGGGUUUCGCUUUGGAUAAGAAUACCAUGACUUGUAAGAGGACUCGGAGACGGCUUAAAGUAUGUAGCGAGGUUUUCGUGUGAAGACCCACAACUUUAAUUUAGCAUUACUAUGAGACUUACAAUAAAACUACAAGUUAUCUUAAUAUUAAGUUGUUCAAAUAAUUCUGUGCCCCUUAAUCCCGACAGUUUGCUUUGAAAUGGGCACAUAAUUAUUUGAACAACCUAAUAUGAUACUUUACAAUUCAGGAACACUGUAAAUUUGAUAUGGACUGUCAAUCAGCGUUUAGCGAGUGUACUUCUGGAGGUUGUAGAUGUAAGAAUGGCUUUCAAAGGGAUGGUCAAGGAGGUUGUAAACCUACAGGUAACUCCAAAUAAAUUUAAUUACAAAAGUUUAUUACAAUAUAAACCAAACUUUUUUAGAUUAACAAGCAUUACUUUAAUAUACCUUGUCAAUUUACAGCCUAUAAAUGUGUUAAUCAUGCCGAACCAUUGACAAUUGAUAGUAAUGUCAUAACAUGUGAAGCCUAUAAAGAGCCGUUAAGCCGAGAGAUUGAGGCGAUCGAGUUCAUGGAUGAUGUAUCGGAAAGACAAGCACCCAAGAAUUGUCCCAGCCAGUAUUAUUGCGUACCAAUAUUCGAUAUCCCACGACAGGCAGACUUGUUUCAGGUAUGUUUGGCAUAUAAAUCAUCUUUUGGUUACUUUAUACACAGACAAGUUCUUUUUACUGCAUUUUGAUAAAAGUUUUAAAGAUGAUGAUUGUGAGUUUAAAAUGCUUGUUUAGGGUUUUUGCUGUCCAUUACCAUCGCCAGAACGACCAGUAUGUCCAGUUGGUCACGCCCAUACCUCAAGUCAACCUCCCGAUUAUGGUUGUGCGCAAUGUCCAUGGGAUCAUUACUGUCACACUGACAAUGUCGCUACGAAAAAGAAGGUGAACUUCAGUUUUAUUCUUCAGUUUUUUAUUUUUCUUCCGUUUUUAUACCUCAACAAUAACAAUAUACACCUUCAGAUAUGUUGCCCAAAGCCUUGUUUAUCACCAGAAGAUGUGUUCAUUGAUGGACAGUGCUAUCCCAUCGCUUAUCACGGUGAUUCUUGCUUCGUAAGUUUAUUGUUGAUUAAGUAUUAUCUAGCGUUGAUCAAACGUUAUCUACUUCCAUAUUGUUGUAGAUGUCAGAACAAUGUGUGGGAAAAGUGCCAGCUCUGAGUGGAAGUUCAUUAAAUAGGGCCGAAUUCGAAAGUGCUGAAAUGGAAUGUUCUAGAAACAUUUGUCAAUGCCCAAAUGGGUUCUUGUUUGUUGAUGGGCAGUGUCGAAGUAAGGUGAUUUUAUCACAUAUAUUGAAGUAGUGUUAUUUACCUAACUGAUACUAGUUAGGUUUAUGUUUUGAAAAUGAAUUCGUUGCUAAUAGAUGACUUACGGUACUUUAAGGACUCCAGUGUACGAUAGGAACCAAAGGAGAACCAAUUUUGGACAGCGACGGAAGAAUUCUGAAGUGUUUGAGCUCAAGAGAUUGUGUUCAGGGCUCGCUAUGUGACCCUAACAUUAGGGUUUGUUGUAAAGGAGUUAAUAGUAAGUGUUAGUUGUCGCCUACAAGAACUUAUAACCCUUGAAUUAUAUACUUUUAAUUUGUACCUUGGACGAAAACCUUAAAUUCUUGUCCACGAAAAAAUUCUCAUAGUUUUAUGUGAUCCCUUUUUUUGUCUUAUUGCCGUCGGCAUUAGAGAAAAAUUAGAGAACGCACAAAAUUAUGAGAGAUUUUUCGUAAACAUGAAUUUAAGGUUUUCGUCGAAGGUACAAAUUAAAAGUAUAUAAUUCAAGGGUUUUAAAAUCUUUUUAAAAUUUUUUUAAAAUUGAAACUUGUAGAAUGCCCAAAAAGCUACAUAGAAACAGGGCAACGAUGUGAAUCAGACGGUUUAUGCAAUGGUAACAACGACGUCUGUGUUCGAAUUAAAAAAGGAAAACGGAAAAUAUGUUGUCGACCAGAGUAAUUGAUGUAAAACAGUGUUAUAGUUUAAUAUAUUAUAAUUUAUUAACAGAUAUUUAAAAUUGUUAUUGUCAAAAAAGUUUAUGUACAUAAAACAUUUUUUAAAUAAAUUUGAAUAAUUUUUAGAAUAAAAAUUUUUUUUCGUUUUUCAAAAUUAAUUUUUUCAUAUUUAUAAGAUCAAACUUUGUCAUUUUUGUUAUUUGAAAGUUGACGAUGGUCGGAUUUCUAAAGACUUCCAUCUGUCUCAUUGCUUUGAGUUUGGUAUGUUCUGCUGAUUUAGAUUAUGUACGAUUGUCGCCAAAUUGCGAGUUAUCAAUCACAAAGCAAUAUUACAGUGGUUCCAAUGGGUAGGUGCAAUUUUGUUACACAGUAUUGCCGCAUAACUUACAUAGUUUUAAAUUUUUAUUUUUAAUGAAUAUUUUGUAAACAUACUCCAUUUUGCAUAGCCUAUUUUACCAGUUGUUUACAUUUUAAGAUUUUAAUUAUUAUAUUUCCUAUCGCCUUAAUUUUUAACAUUUUUAGUGAUUGUGAAGGUGUGUUUAUCGCAGCAAUACUCGGACCAAAGCUUUCCUGGUUGGUGGUCAACAUCGUAGACGAUCAUACCUUAUCUUAUGGAUCCGCACAUGUUGGCUAUAUGAAGCGACAAAAGCCUCAGGAAGUUAAAAUGCAGAAGAUCAAUCUAGAUUACGGUACUUUUUUAAUUUUUACAAAUAUUUUUGUAAAAGAAAUGAAAUGUAGUACCAAAUAGGAUAUAUUAUCUAAAACUUUAAAAUUGUGCUGUAUGACUUAAACGUAUAAGUAAAAAUUGAAAAUAUAUCAAAUUAGUUUAAAAUUGGUAACUUGGGAGCUAAAAAUAAUCAUUUACAGCCCUAACCGGAUGUGUGUUCGACCCGACAUACUUUACAAUCUUUACCGCGGAUACCGAUGUCUACAUGGUUGUGAAGUGCGAAGAUACGUACGGAUUGUUGAGAAGCAAGAUAUACUCCGCCGACAACUUUAUCUUUACCCCGCCUCGAGCGAUGUUGUUCCUCCAGACCGCCAACACAAUUGGUAUUGUUGGAGUUCCGGCUGGAUCCCCCUCCCAGAAUGCUUACAUUGUGCAGGUCCUUAAGCAUGGAGGGGCCUACAUGAAAAGGGAUCUGUAUAACAUCAACAGUUACCUCAAUGGACCGUGAGUGUUUUCAAAGAAUAAAUUAUGUUUUUGACCUCCAGCUAGAACAAAAUUCAUUGGUACUGUUUGGAUAAUUAAUAUUAUGUUUUACUAAAGCCCUUUAAAACAUUUAGAACCGCCUUGGCCAAGAAUGUACAGUGCUACAACAGAAUGGACAACUCUACCCACUUCACUUACAAAAAAGAGAAAAGGACCGUUUUUGAAAGCAUAAACGAGAGUAACAACAGCGCUUUUACACGUAUGUUCAAUAUAUAUAUCUUAUACCUGUAGAGAUCAUGGGACGGGUUGUUAAGGUAGGAAACCUUGACAGGGCACUUGGGAAGACGGAGAAGUAAAAAAUUCUAAAAUACAGACCAAAACGUUAUUGAUAAAUAACAUUUUCGACAUCAUCAUUUUUUGAAUUGUGACUUUUCUCCCACAACGACAACUUUCUUUACAGCCUGCGCGGACCUUGCUCACAGUACCGAAGACUUGUCAGUUUAUGCUUGUCUUAACAUUGAAGACGAACCAGGACCUCCACCAGCAAAUUUCAAAUGGAUAAGAACCUAUGCUGACACUGGCCUCAAUGUGCCUCAAAAUGAUGUAGGUUUAAAAGUAUAGCUAGAUAUAGCUAUACAAUAACCAGUAUUUUGAUUAGAAAAAUGGUUAUAAUGGAUGUAAGACUAGUAAAUCAGCUACUAUAACAAAACACCUGAACUAAUGUAUAAUUUUGAUUCAGGACGACUCAAAGUACUCAAAACAAGACAUUGAAAACUGUGGACAACAGGCUAAAAGGUGAGAUUUAAUACGCCAAAUCUAUUGUUUAUCAACAUUACGUUGUUUCUUUUGUAAAAAAAUAGAAAAUGUACUUUUUGCAACUAAUGUUUGUUGUUUCAGAAGAUGGAAUAUCAUAUUCUGGCAGCUUGUGUUUAUGAUUUUCGAGAUUUUUCACAUUGUCUUCCUCGUGUGCGUCACCUAUGCUAUUAUCUUUGCUAACAAGCGAUCACUUUCAAAACAAAGUAAGUUAUUUUACCGAUCCAAAAUGACAUAUUCAGUGUAAAUCAGCAAAGCAAUGUCAAGUCUAUACAGUAAACAAAGAUAACACCUUGACUAACAAUAAAUUUGAAUUAAUCGAUUUCAGAGAAACGAAAAGCCAAACGUGACGCCAAUAAGCACAGCAAGAGAUCCUCGAGACCGAAGAAGGAUGAAAGCAAAGAAGACACAGAAGACAAAGAAGAGAAGAAAAAGUCACCAAAGAAGCCCGAGUCCGGUCAAUCGUCAAAGAAGAAAAAGAAGUAG
Messenger RNA from Bursaphelenchus okinawaensis, 5398 nucleotides. The record is from the annotation of a GenBank genome assembly. NCBI's taxonomy places the organism in Eukaryota, Metazoa, Nematoda, Chromadorea, Rhabditida, Aphelenchoididae.